Paramuricea clavata is the source of this 1040-nucleotide messenger RNA. NCBI's taxonomy places the organism in Eukaryota, Metazoa, Cnidaria, Anthozoa, Malacalcyonacea, Plexauridae. The record is from the annotation of a GenBank genome assembly.
AUGUCUUCGAUUAUCACCAGUAUAUUGAGUUCCACUGUGGGAUUAUUGUGGAACAAAGCCCGAGAUGCGACUGCUAAAAAGCUGAAGGACGGUGAUAUUACAGAUGCAAAACUUCGUGAAAUAGUCGUGAGAGAACUCAACGACGUCAAAACCAAAAUUGAUGGUCUCUCGCGCAAAGAUCUGCUCAGCAGCUACAGUUUUCUACAGGAAGGAGUACAGUUACUCAUUGUUUCUCUGGAUAAGUCGAAAGACGAGCAGAAAGCUGUACAAAGCAAAAUUCAAGAUGAUCGCGGUCAAACGUCUAGAAUGCCGAGAGGUGACGAGUCACUAGCAGAUAUCUUGAACAAAGCCUUAGAACUUUCUCACGUGAUGGGAAAGCUAAAGAUUGUGUCAAAAGACUCUGAAUCUGCGAAAGAACGAUUAAAAGAUGCCCGUAAGGAAGCAACCCAUGCGUUUUGUAAUGAAGCAUUGAAUGUUCAAGACCGAAUCUUUGCAGCGAAACUCCGUGUCGUUUCGGAGAUACUGGAAUGUCUCGACAAUCUCGACACAGCAGCUACUUCGUGUCUGUGUUUUUAGAAAAGCUCCAUGAUUUAUCCGCCGUUCGCGAGAUAUUUUCGGUGUAUCUCGGUGGUGGAGUUAAGUCCAUCUUCAGUAAGGCUGAACGAGUUGAAAAUGUCAAAUCUGUCAUGAUGAUCAACUACGUUUUAUAUCAAUUUGUUUUCAAAUUCAGCAGCAAGUAUUGUUCGGCGCUCGUCUGGCCAACAAUUCAACUCUCUGAUCGCAGUUUUAACCCAAUAUGGAAUUGGCAGGAAGUUUCGGCAAGAAAAUCUUGGGGCAAAGAAUUGAUCCAACCACACAGCGAAAUGAAAGUCGUAUCAAACAUCGAUCCGUAUAAUACUGCUAUAAACAGUCGGGGCGAGAUAGUCGAAGGGCAUCAUGAUGACAUUGACAUCAUCUCCAGAAUAGGCGAAAGAAAAGUGGUUUAUGAAUUUUCCGUUCCGAGCACAAAGGAUAAAAAAGGGGAGGUUAUCAAAGAAUAA